CAUACCACAGUCGACUUGUUUAUUGCAUGUAACAUACAGUUUACUACGAGUGUUUGUCAUUAUGAGGGGACAAAUCAACAAUCUCCUGUUAUCAUUGACUUUUUGUUCAAACGUAUUAAUGGUGAAGAACAACUCCCUAGGAACACUAAGUUUGAAAGAGAAUUUCAUGAAUAAUAUAAAGCUACGAAAAGUAAGAAACGAUUGGAUGCCCGAGGGGUCGGGAGCUGCUGCUGGUGGCGUACUACCGCGGUUCCUUGGGAGUCCUGACGACGCUCUAAGGGCAUUUGAACAAGAAAUACCUCACUGGUACGAAUACGAUGAAGAGCCGCUGGCUUCCGCUGAUACGCUUCUGACCGACGAUGUUGGCAUAGUCAAUGGUGUUGGUUACAGAAAGGAUAAGGAGUCAAUCUUCCUUAUACACGCAAGCGCGUCCAGCGCCUACCACACGAGCGUAAGGAACAUUGUAACCGCACUGGCCCUGAGAAGGUUAAUAGAGAAUGAGUACAACGUGUUUCUUUUUGACAUGCCAAAGGUUAUGAACUUUAUGGUGGGAUCUGCUUUCAAAUCGGUAUUUAUACCUGGAAUUAACACUGAGUUACAGGAGUUGAGUCAACUUCUGGGUGACUCUUUUAUCUCAUGGAUUCGGAAGGGACUGAUAAAUGCCAAUCAGAUACAUAUUGUGGGUUUUUGCUUUUCAGCUCAACUCUCAGGAAAUAUAGGUCGAUAUGUAUCUGCUAUGAAUGGUGGAAAUAAAAUAAAAUCCAUAACAGCUUUAGAUCCAUUCUCACUUGGACUAUCCGGGUUUUUCAACAAACCCAUCUCCAAGGACGACGCACAGUUAGUGCACAUAUACCACACCAACUCAAUGGCGUUUGGAACAUUCCACCGCAGAGGCACAGCUGAUUUCAUCUUCAACAACGGUUGGACACAGCCUGGAUGUUACUUUACACUACAUGAAAGCUGCAGCCAUUGGAAGGCAUUGAAAUAUUUCUGGAACGUAAUCCUAUAUCCUGACCUGUGGGUCGCAAGGUCAUGUCCGAGCUGGUUACGUUUCAAGUUCUGCCUUUGCAAUUCCAGAGCAACCGUCCCAAUCACGUUUCCGCCUAUGGAAGGAGCAAGAGGAUCACAUUAUUUGAACACGUUGGCUCAUAAACCCUAUGGUGCUGGUCCUCAAGCAGCCAAUUGCUACAUGAGAAAAAAGGAAAAGGCUAUGCCUUAAACAAUCAAAGCUGUUAAGCAUUAAAGGGUUAUACAUUUAUUUAAGUACUAGCUCUGUACCUGUGCUUCGCAACGGAAA
Messenger RNA from Macrosteles quadrilineatus (aster leafhopper), 1297 nucleotides. Its product is annotated as phospholipase A1-like. The transcript has 8 exons. The record is from RefSeq and is a predicted model, not a curated record. Lineage: Eukaryota; Metazoa; Arthropoda; Insecta; Hemiptera; Cicadellidae. The coding region runs from base 62 to 1219 and encodes 385 amino acids. Gene Ontology annotation, molecular function: lipase activity.